Molecule: messenger RNA, 1211 nt
Organism: Capsicum annuum
Lineage: Eukaryota; Viridiplantae; Streptophyta; Magnoliopsida; Solanales; Solanaceae
Product: thioredoxin F-type, chloroplastic
Exons: 3
Coding region: 477-1022 (181 amino acids)
Source: RefSeq, a predicted model, not a curated record
GCAUUCGUCACACCUUCCUAUCUAACAUCAUUUCUUCGAUAUUACAAUCCUCAUCACAUAUCCAAAACAUCUCAACUUUGCUUUCCACAUCUUAUCUUCCGCCGAAGCGACAGAUAAUAUCAAGAAAAAAAAGAAAAACAUUAGCAUUUUUUUCCAAAUGAAAAUUAAGAAAGAUCAAAUAAAUAAUGACCAAUGAUUCCAAGUUUGCCUUCCAAAAUUUUGGACUCAUUCAUCAAAUAUACUCUCUACCACAAGAUCACGUCUCUUUAAAAUGACCAAAAUACCCCUCAAUAGAAUCUCACAACUAACCAAAAAGAGAAUAUCUCGAUGACCAUUUUAGUCAUUUCACACCUCAACUCCGUCUCCUCCACCUUCAAAUCCUCCGCCAUUUCUCUCUCACACACACACUCUACACUUCCCACACUUUCUCUCUCUACCUAUACAUACACACAGCAAACCUAUACAUACAGCAAAAAAUGGCGUUACAAGUGCAAGUAAAUCAGGUACCAUUGAAGUCGUCAUCAUCAUCAACGGCGCCGUUAACUUCGCCGUGGAGGUUCAGCAAGCGUACAGUGGUAUGCGUGGCAGGUGAUUAUGGAUUUUCACCUAAGGUUUUGAGGAACAGAGAAUUGAGCUUAUUGAAGGUGAAGUGUAGCAGCUCAGAUGCUACUGCUACAGCUGUGACGGUGACGGUAGGACAAGUGACGGAAGUUUGUAAGGAUACUUUUUGGCCGAUUGUUGAAGCUGCUGGUGAUAAAACUGUCGUACUUGAUAUGUAUACACAGUGGUGUGGUCCUUGUAAAGUGAUUGCUCCGAAGUUUAAAGAUCUGUCGCAGAAAUAUAAUGAUGUGGUGUUUCUGAAGCUGGACUGCAACCAGGAUAACAGGCCACUAGCCAAGGAACUAGGCAUCAAGGUGGUUCCGACAUUCAAGAUUCUGAAGCACAAUAAGAUCGUUAAAGAAGUCACCGGAGCAAAACUUGAUGAUUUAGUAGCAGCAAUUGAGGGCGUGCGAUCAAGUUAAAUGUUUUUUUUCCUAUUAUUUCUUCCGUUUAUUUGUUUAUAAUGAAGCAGAUAAUGUGUGCUCUACGAAUACCGCAACUAGUUCUAACUAAAUUCAGUGUAUAGCUGUAUGUCUGUGGAUGAUGAAGUUUUCAUUAGGGAAGAUGGAAGUGAUGUAUUUGUGCUGCAAUAGAUUUUGUCUUGUUAUAAA